CGACGACGGGAUUGAGGAGUUGACAUUUUGAUCUCGAUCGUCACGACCAUAUAUAGUGCGUCCGUCGUCGGCUGUUCGUCGGAUUCUUGUUGAUUUAAAUUAUAUAAAACAUUUUUUUUUUUUGUCAUCUAGUUUUUGGUUUUUUUUUUAUUUAUUAACUCGUUUUACUCAAACAAUAAUAUUUUAUAUUCACGUUGUGCACAUUCAUACGGGGAUCGCCAUGCAAAACUUCACAGAACAUUCGUCCAACGUCAUUACAAAACCUACAAACAGUCGGAUCCUUUAUGAUAUACCGUGUAAAGUGUGUAAGGACUUUUCGUCCGGCAAACAUUACGGCAUAUAUGCAUGCGACGGAUGUGCAGGCUUUUUUAAAAGAUCUAUUCGGCGUAAUAGACAAUAUAUUUGCAAAUCAAAAUCAGAAGGCGCAUGUCCGGUUGAUAAAACACAUAGAAAUCAGUGUCGAGCUUGCAGACUCCGGAAAUGUAUGCUUUCGGGCAUGAAUAAAGAUGCUGUUCAACAUGAACGCGGUCCUAGAACAUCAACAGUUCGACGACAGCUUCAAGGACUAUGUUACUCUAAAGAUCGAUCUGCAAGUAAUUCGCCGCCGCUAGAUUUAACGCCCAAGAGGUCUCCGGAAUGUUCGACCACUUGUUCGACUUCACCUAGCAGAUACAUUCCAGAUUCGCAUUCAUAUUUAUCUGCUUUCCGACCACAGAUGUCAAUGAUGCCGAGAUUUUUAAAUACUAUGAGACUCACGCAAGCAGUUUAUGAAACAGCUGCUUCGAUUUUGGUCACAGUUUCCACGAUCAAAAGUUUUCCGGCUCUGAUGACUCUGCCUUUUGUCGACCAGUUUGAAUUGCUCAGAGAGAGUUGGCACGAACUGUUCAUAUUGACGGCCGCUCAAUAUUUUUCUGACACCGAUAUAUCUCUACUGCACGAAGAACACCGGUCCAAUUUUGGAUCGUCGAUGGACAUCGAUGAGCAAAUCGCGGUGUUCAAGGAUACGUUGGCCGCGGUCAAACACCGACAAGUCGAUCCGAUUGAACAAUAUUUAUUGAACGAAAUCGUACUGCUCAAAUCAGAAUCGGUCAAGGGUCGCGGCUGUAGCAGUUCUGAAGACACGGAGACCAUUUUGGGCGGGUUGUCCGUAAAGAGCAAAGAGGCGCUAAGACGGCAUGUGCAUCACGUGCAUUUGGCCCGGCCAGACGCGCGAUACGACGAACUGAUCGAGAUAUUGCCCAGCAUCCGGGCUGUGCCAAAAACUACGGUAGUCGAGCUGUUCUUCCGUCGCACCAUCGGCCAAACUCCCAUCGAACCGUUCGUGUGCGGCACAUAUACUAACUAUUUGCAGACGGCGCCGCACUUGCAGACCAUCAUCAGCAAGGCUAAGAUAUGUCAUUGCUUACAGUGAAGGACGUGACGAAUACAUGAUGUUAUACGAUGACAUGUGGUGAACUACUUACCUAUUUGUUUUACGCGAGUUUGACUCAAACGCUAAUGUAUAUAUGGGUACGUAAUAAUAUAAUUAUUAGGGCUGUAAUAAUUUAUUAUACUAUACUAUACGAUCCAUAUAUAUAGUGAUAUUGUACAUAAUUAUAAUAUAUUUUCUUAAACGCAUCAUUAUUAUACACUAGACGCUCCAGGGUUUGAUAUAAAUUAAACAAAUUACCAAUUAUGUUUAUAUUAUAUUAUUAUAUUGUUGAAAUAAAAUAAUAUGUAUAAUUAUUGUUUUGAGCACAUUUAACAAUUGUCAAGUACUACUAUUAUAUUAAUAUUAUAUUUAUACGCUUUAUUUUAUACAUAGUAUUGUAAACUGUGAUUAAAAAUUAU
Rhopalosiphum padi (bird cherry-oat aphid) is the source of this 1830-nucleotide messenger RNA. RefSeq names its product nuclear receptor subfamily 2 group E member 1-like. The coding region runs from base 221 to 1411 and encodes 396 amino acids. The transcript is spliced from 7 exons. Gene Ontology annotation, molecular function: RNA polymerase II cis-regulatory region sequence-specific DNA binding; nuclear receptor activity; zinc ion binding. NCBI's taxonomy places the organism in Eukaryota, Metazoa, Arthropoda, Insecta, Hemiptera, Aphididae. Gene Ontology annotation, biological process: cell differentiation; anatomical structure development; positive regulation of transcription by RNA polymerase II. The record is from RefSeq and is a predicted model, not a curated record.